Dermatophagoides farinae (American house dust mite) is the source of this 2959-nucleotide messenger RNA. Its product is annotated as two pore channel protein 1-like. Gene Ontology annotation, molecular function: monoatomic ion channel activity; voltage-gated channel activity. Gene Ontology annotation, biological process: monoatomic ion transport; transmembrane transport. Gene Ontology annotation, cellular component: lysosomal membrane; endosome membrane. The record is from RefSeq and is a predicted model, not a curated record. Lineage: Eukaryota; Metazoa; Arthropoda; Arachnida; Sarcoptiformes; Pyroglyphidae.
ACAAUGAUGGUGAUGGUGAUUUGUUUGUUUUUUCUCAAAUGAUAUUUUAUCGUUUGGUUGUUGAUUCUGAUCAAAUUCAUUCGAUAAACAAUGAUGGAAUCACAACAAUCAAUAGUCGAUAAUCGACCUAUUUGUCAAAGCUAUACGGAUAUGGAAGAAUCGCUUCGUGCAGAGCAUCGACAUUCGCGUUUGAAGCAUUCAUUAUUACAUUGGUUUUAUCGUCGUUUUAUUCAAUUACCACCAUCGGAUUCACGUAUUGAUCAUGAUCAUUCAAUACAUACAAUGACAACUACAACAACCGAUUCACCUUGCUCAUCAUCACCAUCAUCAUCAGGUUUAUCACCUGAAAAUACAAUAACAAAUGAAAGAAGAAUGUUAUGGUCAUUAAAUUAUCUUGAAGCAUCAAUAUAUUUGGAAGAAGGAUUAAAUAAUGAUAAAUUUGACCAUCAUCCACAUUUAUUUACCAAAUUACCAAUGUAUUUGAUUGCACAUAAUCGUUUCAUUUAUGCAAUAGAUCUAUUCUGUUGUUGGCUUAUAUUAUCAUUGGCAUUGACAGAAAAACCGGCUGUCGAUCAUUACCAUCUUGCUGAAGCUAUACAUGCUACACUUGAAUUGAUCGCGCUAUCCAUAUUGGCAUUGAUUUUGUUUGUCAAAUUACAAUGGAUUGGUAUAGCGAAAUUUUUCAAACAUGGUCGUACAUUAAUUAAAACCAUCGUAUUAAUAUUGAUGAUUGUCGAAGCGAUUGUGGUUCUUUUGAGACAGGAUACACAUUUUCGUGUCACUCGUUCAUUGCGACCAGUAUUCUUGAUUGAUAAUUUUCAUUUUUUUGGUGUACGACGUGUUAUACGUCAGACAUUUCAAUCAUUGCGUUCAUUUAUCGAUAUGUUGGCCUUAUUGCUAUUUUUUCUCAUAUUUUUCUCAAUAUCAGCAUUUUAUCUUUUCUCCGGUAUAUCAAACUAUUCACAAUUCUCAACCAUUGUGGAAUCAUUUCUUUCAUUGUUCGUAUUACUUACAACGGCAAAUUUUCCCGAUAUUAUGAUGCCAGCAUAUCAAAAAAGUCAAUUUUAUGCCCUGUUCUUUGUCAUAUUUUUAGUGAUUAACCUGUAUUUUUUACUCAACAUUAUGUUGGCCGUUGUUUAUAAUUCAUUUUCACAGAUUGAAAAAGAUAAAUUUCGAAAAUUAUUUCUACACCGUCGUAAAGCUUGUGAUCAUGCAUUUCGUUUGUUAGUCACCGAUAAUAAUAAUGUUAUUGGAUACAUUGAAUUCGAACAUUUUAAUGGCCUAAUGAAUCAUUUGAAACCCCGUUCAAGUCAAAUGGAACGAUUCUUGAUGUAUAAAGCAUUAAUAAUGCAAGUGUUUACACCACAAGAAGAUUUAAAAACACGUCAUCUUCUCGCUCAUCGUAAUGAUAAAAGUUUGAAUAAAAAACAAUCGACCGCUAAUGAUCGACAAUCAAUGAAUGCUGAAGAAUAUUUGCAUCACAUAAUCGAUGCUCAAAAUCAUCAUCAUCAUCAUAAUCAUCUUACAUUGGAUAAAUUCUAUCAUAUUUAUGAAGUGUUGAAUUUACAUUGGGAAAAUCUAGACAAAUCAUUACCAUGGUUUGAUCGUUCUCGUUGUUGUUUUGAUUCACGUUGGUUUCCAAACCUGAUGUAUCGUUUACGUGCGAUUGUUUUGCAUCGAUAUUUUGAUUGGUCUUCAUACAUUGUCAUCAUAAUGGCUGCUUUAUAUCAAUUUUUCGAUGCCAUUAUCGGUUGGAAUGCCAAUCAUGUGCAUAGAAUGUUUUAUUUUUCCACAUCAACACGUACAAUUUGUGCCAUAUUCAUUUCGUUGUAUACGAUUGAAAUGUUACUGAAACUCUCCGCAUUUGGUCCACGUGAAUAUUUCCGCCGGCGUUGGAAUCAAUUUGAUUUCAUCAUUACAAUCGUUAGUUUGAUUACAUUCAUGAUGAAUGAAUAUCUACACGUGACCGCAACAACUACGAUUACGUUAUCGACAUCGUUUUUUUCUUUUCGUUCAUUAAAAUUAUUGAAUCUUUUACGGCGCCAUGUUCAUCGUUAUCGAGAUAUACUUGGUCCAUUUGCGUUGAUCAUUAUCAAACGUUUCAUGUCCGUCACAAUGGUUGUAUUGAUUGUUUAUUAUUUUUUUGCCAUCAUUGCUAUGGAAUGUUUUGGCCAAUAUUCAUUGAUUGAUUGUUGUCAGAAUAGUACAUUGGAGCCAUAUUAUCGCUCCAAUGGUACAACCACAUCAUUUUAUUAUCUAAAUAAUUUUCAAGAUUUAAUUACAAGUUAUAUUACAUUAUUCGAAUUGAUGGUGGUCAAUAAUUGGCAGAUAACAAUGAGUGCCUAUGUUAUCGUCACCGGUAAUCGAUGGUCAUACAUAUUUUUCAUUGCAUUCUACAUCAUUACACUGGUCGUCAUCACUAUUGUCGUUUCGUUUGUAUUGGAUACAUUUAAUUUCCAUAUCGAAUAUAAACAUCGAUUUGGUCCAGAUGAUUCAAUGAGCGUACAAAUAUCUGUGGAAGUUCCUAUUAAUCAACAAGAAUUUAAUCAUUAUCAAUCGUUGGAUAAAGAUUUGAUUGAACAACGACCGUCUAUGAUCAAUUUAUCAUCAUUGGAUUGUGGCUGGUGUUCAUCAUUAUCAAUGGACAAUAAUUUUUCUCGUUUUGAUUAUUAUUCAAAUAAAUUAUUCAACACAUCGAAUCCAUCGUCAUCACCAAUUAGUCUGGGGAUAAAUGAAAAUGUAAAAGAUUUUGAAACAAUUAUUGAAGAAGAAACCGAUACACAGCCAUCUAAUACGACAAUACACAAUAAACGAACCAUAAUGUUUCGUGGUCGUAAAAUUCGUGAUAAAUUCUCAUACAAUCUUCGAAUGUAUCAUGAUGAAUUAGAAAAAUGGAUUAAUCAAUCGGAAUAUUCUUGAAAAAAGAAAAAUGAAUGCAGGUUUCUUUUGGCGCUAGAUG